AUGUCGUUUUGCCCCGCCGGAUUUGAAGAUUCAGACUCCGAUGAUGAGGGUUUUUUCAUGGGAGGUUCAAAUAGUUACAGUCCCAAAACGGUUAAUAACAAGCCAGAUGUGAAUGGUAUGACUGGUGCUUCAUCAAAGAACUUCUCUGGAAUACCUGCUGGAGCAGGAUUUUGCAAUCCACAUCCUGAAGACCUUGAAUUUGAAACAUCGAAAGCUCAAACGGAUGGAAGGAGAAAACAACACUCAUCUCAGAAAACAAGUGACAGUAGAAAUAACGGAGCGACUGGUCUCGGUAGAGGCAGAGGACAGCUGCAACAAAGGGGAAGAGGGAGGGGAGGGUUUCCAAGGCCUCCAUCAUCGUACAGUAAUAGGGGAAAAUCAUCAAGAAGGUUUGGACGGGAUGAAUAAUACCCGGGAAUAAUAUUACAUUGAUGCCUUCAUUUCAGUAGACUUAUCUAGCCUAACGCACCUCUCAAUCAACAAUGUUAUCCCUAAGGGGUGGCUGGGACCAUGGGCUGAGAAGGGAAUCAGAAAAUAAAUUUUUAGUCAAAUUCGCCCCUCCCCCUAAAUUUCAGGGCUGACAAAAAACUUGAAUUCCAGCUUGCUCUGUGGGCAAUCAGUUCUUGCAUUUUUCUUGCCAAAAGAUUGAGCCAGUUCUUGCUGGGCUUUAAUUGGUAAUAUUUUAUUUAGAGGACGACUUGCCUGAAACCUCACCCUUUGGGCAAGGAAGCUUUAAAAGUUACUUGCCCAGCAAGAAAAUCUACCUGUCCUGGACUGCCAGAUGGGUUUUCUCGAGCCCUUCCCUUGGGCCAAUCUUUCUGUUUAAAGUUUCCUACUGGGGGCUCAUUUUUUUAAGAAUUGAGGUGGCUAGAAAAAGUGAAGUGACACCAAAAGAAAGAACCUUCUGACUCAACAAGUAUUUGGCUUUUGUUUUCAGAAUAAGCAAACGUUGAAUUUACUUGUCUCAAAAAUUCAAACUGGUGGCUCCUUCUACCUGAUAGUAAUUUAUUUUUGAAAUUCCAAAACAAUUUCACACCUGAAUUUUGAGCAACUUUUAGUUACGGACUUCUGCUCCAACGAUUAUUCUGAAAUUCCCCUGGCAUAUUUCUUAUAUCAAUUAAAGCCGAUACCAGAAAUUUCAGUAAAAAAUAUCAGCAAAAUUUUUUACUAGACCCGAUUUUCUUUGAACAAUAGGGUCCUUUUAAGCAUUAAUUUCUCAAGAAAUAUUUACCAUCAAUGAAAUCGGAAUAUUUCGUAUUAUUGCCGAAUGAAAUCUGUUGUUCUUUGCAAAGUUUUGCAGCCAUCGCAUUAAAAACCAAAAAGUUAUGAUGGAAAAUUUGUCACAGCAAAAUGCUCUUGUAUUAAUUACGGAGCCACCUUAAGUCCUUUGUUCUAUCACUCUAUAUACUUUGUGAUAAAAAUUGGUAAAUGUGAUCUACAGGAGUAAUUUCUCACCGAACAAAUCAACACAAGCAGAGACCAGAAAAGCAUCAUUAUCACUAGCUGUUGAUGACUUGCGAGUUGCAGUUGAGAAAGGGAACAUCGCUGCAGUUCAAAAGUAUUUAGAUGAUGGUGAGUGUUUUUUGACUGUAGACUCUCUAAGUUUUUUGGAAUAAUAUUAUGAGUCACUCUGAAUUAGAUCAGUUCAUUGAUCAAUUUUUGUUAGUGGUAUGAGGGUUAAUCCCUUCAAUCUUGAGCUGCAACUAACCACCUGCGUGGAACGACGUCUCUUGUACUCCUUGUGAUGUCAUCAGUUUUAACAGUCAUAGACAACUUCAAUGUCUUUCUAGUGCAGGGGGGGAGGUAUUUUGAACCAUACCAGAAUAAGCACAAUUUAAUCAAACGGGCCAGAAAAAAAAAUUCUUAAAACAAUGCAGCACAAAGAUAAGCAUCCAAAAAGUGCAUUCAAUAUCUCUGUCCAAAAUUUCUGUACCUAAAUGCAUCUGGAUCGACUGUGUACGUGUAGGUGCAUCAUUGACAUAAUUAUCUGCAUAAAGCUCAUUAGUACGCAAGGCUGUCACUCAGUUCCAGGGACCAGGGACUACAUGUAACUACCCCUGGCUACUUUGGUAAGAAGUAAACUAAGGAAAAUAAUUUAACCAGAAGAACUUCGUUGCUGUUAAAUUCCUAUGCCUACUAACUGCAUAUAGAUUUCAAGUUGUCAGGUUUAUUUAAUUUAUUUAACCUACUGUAGGUUGAUUCUCAAUUUCCUAUGUCUCGUAGCCCUAGAAAACAAAAAAAAAUGAGCAUGAACCUAGGUUAAAAUUUUUUAUCCUGAAAUUGAAUUUGACCUGUAACAUACAGUGUAUACAUGAGCUAGAAGCCUUAUUAUCCAUUAUUGGAUUGAUUGUUGUUUCCUAUUAAGCAUAUUUCUCUCCGUUUAUUUGGUAUACAUUUUCUUAAACAUUCUUAAAAUCUUUUUCCAAGCUUCCAAAAUUAAUGAAAUAUUUUUUGUCUUGCAGGGAUUGAUCCUGAUGUCCAUUUAAAGUCUGGCUGGACCUGUCUGAUGUUAGCAGCUAGUUCAUCAUCAUAUGAAUUAAUGGAAUUUCUAGUAAACAGAGGGGCAAAUGUUAACUUCCAUAAAGGUAUACGUUUUAGAGGAAAUGGGAUAAGUUUGCAACAAUGUUAUUUAGCUUUUUUACUUGCAUUCUAUAGGUAACUUUUUUUUCCUAAAGUUGGAUAGUGAUGAGGUAAAUUGCUCACUGUUAACCAUUUUAAUGUCCGCAGUGGCCAUUGUAAAACUUCACAAGCAUUCCAUUUUUUUUUUGUUUUUUUGAAUCAGGAAGGGAUAAAUAGUUUCUGUAACACACAAGAGUUCUGCCAAAGACGUUUUAUUUGAAUGGCAACACUAAAGGAUUUCAUCUACAGAUUUAAAACAAUUUAAACUGACAAAACACACUGCCGCAACUUAGUGACACCACUACUAGUUUUCCCGCAAAAUGAUGUUUGAGGUAUGUCUGCUGAAAUUCUAUUCUAAUGGUGUGUCACUACCUGGGUAGUACUUCUGAUUCGUUGAAUCAAAUUUCCCUUGUUGCAAGACCGAUCAGAAGCACUACCCAGAUCAGGGUAGUGACAUGUUAUUAGUAUGGAAUUCCCCUAUUCAAUCAUCCCCGUGACUUGAAAUCCGGAGUACCCCGGGGUCAAUUCACAAGGAAACCAGUGGUGACAUUGCAGAAUGUCAGCUGUUUCCUCAGGCUACCUGUUUUGGGAAAUUCUCUCUGAAUAAGGCCUAAGCCAUAGAAAUUUACAAUGUACAUGUACCUCAAACCAUCAUUUUUGUUAUGACUGGUUUCACAUACAUGUAUCAGUGCAGUUGAUAUUAGGUCACUUUUGACUCCUUUUUAAUGCAGAGAUGUACACUGUGCUGAUGGCAACAUGUGCAACAUCUGCACGCAUUCCAGAAGAACAGGUUUUCAAGUGUGUUGAACUGCUGCUACAGAAGAAUGCCAGAGUCAAUGUUUACGAUAAGUNAAAUAGUUUCUGUAACACACAAGAGUUCUGCCAAAGACGUUUUAUUUGAAUGGCAACACUAAAGGAUUUCAUCUACAGAUUUAAAACAAUUUAAACUGACAAAACACACUGCCGCAACUUAGUGACACCACUACUAGUUUUCCCGCAAAAUGAUGUUUGAGGUAUGUCUGCUGAAAUUCUAUUCUAAUGGUGUGUCACUACCUGGGUAGUACUUCUGAUUCGUUGAAUCAAAUUUCCCUUGUUGCAAGACCGAUCAGAAGCACUACCCAGAUCAGGGUAGUGACAUGUUAUUAGUAUGGAAUUCCCCUAUUCAAUCAUCCCCGUGACUUGAAAUCCGGAGUACCCCGGGGUCAAUUCACAAGGAAACCAGUGGUGACAUUGCAGAAUGUCAGCUGUUUCCUCAGGCUACCUGUUUUGGGAAAUUCUCUCUGAAUAAGGCCUAAGCCAUAGAAAUUUACAAUGUACAUGUACCUCAAACCAUCAUUUUUGUUAUGACUGGUUUCACAUACAUGUAUCAGUGCAGUUGAUAUUAGGUCACUUUUGACUCCUUUUUAAUGCAGAGAUGUACACUGUGCUGAUGGCAACAUGUGCAACAUCUGCACGCAUUCCAGAAGAACAGGUUUUCAAGUGUGUUGAACUGCUGCUACAGAAGAAUGCCAGAGUCAAUGUUUACGAUAAGUAAGCUGUUUUAAUAAUGAUGCUAUUAAAAUAUUCUUUGUGAAUUAACCCCUUCCUUCUAUUCAUAUAUUCUGCAAUUCUUUUUUUUCUGCAAACUACCUAGAUAUCGCAUGUCUCCGUUGAUAUACGCUGCAAGAGAAGGAAGAGUUAAAGUUUGCGAGAAGCUGUUAGAACAGGGUGCUGAGAUCAACAAGCAAGAUAUGCGUGGGUGGACGGUGAGUGUGGUUACCUGUUUUAGGUAGUUGGUAUGAGUCCUGAAGAUGAAACUAGUGUUUGCACUUGCUUUAACUUCUUGGAAACAUUAGGAUCUUUUCUUUUAAGCUUUGUAUCACACAGAUGUGUUGCUCAGCAGUUUUUUGAAUCUCACUGUAUAUAAAUAUCAAAAUUGUGUUCUAAUGUGUUUCUUAGUCUUUGUCAUUUGCGGCAAGCCGUGGUCAUGGUCGAGUUGUACGCACCUUGCUGGAUCUCGGGGCAGACCCUAAAGUUUAUUCCAAUGAUGGACAAACUGCAAGUGAUAUUGCCUACUCUAACGAAUACCAUGCUGUAAGUUCACCUGAGUUCUUUUGUCAGUUCAUGGUCACAUAAAAUAGAACAGUAAAUAAUAUUAUUCCUGAUUUCUGUUGCUAAUUUUUAGAGUUGUCUAACAUUUUAAAUGAAAUAAUAAGAUUUCAGAUAUUAUUUCCUUUGUGGCGAGUGGAAAACAGGUGGCUAGUACAGAAGCUGCUACUGAGGAAGCUAUGGAGCAAAGAAGGUUAGAGAACAAGGCUCAGUGUUAAUGCUCUUAGCUUCUGAAAAAUGCACACAUCCUUUUGCUGGGUAGAAAAUAAUUUAGCGGCAAAUACUAGCAAAACUGCACUUCAUAAGCCAACCCUAACCCCUAACCCCUAACCCCUAAACAAAUUCUGUUUGUGAAAGGAAAUGAAUCAGGUUUCUUUAAUGAGGUCUCUUGUUGUAAACAGUGUAGCAAAAAAGGUCUUGGUGGCACACCUCUACCCCUACUUCUGUUGAGUUCCUCUCCUCCCAGGUAAUAAACCUUGUUUUGAAAUUUUUCAAAAAUUUUUUGCCAUUAUUUGUAGUGUUAAUAUAACAGAAGACAGCUCACUCAGUUAUGGUAGCCUGGAGUUAUUUCUUGCUGGACAUGAACUAACACAUCUAUUGCCCAAAUUUCAGGUAAAAUAUUACCAUGAAACUAUUUGCUUGUUCAUGGAAUAAUUUAUUAUGGCCCACAUAUAAUGGAAUUGAAUGAAUGUAAGUGUUUCAGGGCUGUAGCCAGACUUCAGAACAAGAUGAGGCAAGUCUCAAGCGCUGAAUGCGCAAGGUGCUGAGGGCAUGCCCCCCUAGAAAAUUUUGAAUUCUAGAGGCUCAGAAAUGCUCUUGUAAGCAUUUUCCGUGGUAUUUUUCUUCAGAAAAGUCAAUCUUGGGCAACUGUAGAAGUUCACUUUUUUAUUGCUUAGCGAUACUGAUGCCAAGUUAAUGACCAUCUGAAUUUAAAGCAUUUGAAAAACCGCUACUCACCGUUCACAUGAAAUGAAUUAACCUCAUUAAAAUGCUUUUCCCCUCAAUUCAUCCACCUUAUAUUAGCUGGUCUUACCUUCACCAAUCCGAUUUUUGCUAGGGAUUAUUUUCUCAAUUAAACGUUUCUUCCCCCAAAAAAGGCCAAAAUCAAGACGAGGCAACUGCUACCUACAGCCCUGUGCUUUUGUUGAAAGCUGGUUUUCACUUGCGAUGGUGUCAGAGUCGGAGUCUUAAUCAGAAGGGUACAACAUGACGUUCCAGUGAAAACAGUCGUCUGAUUCCUCUUAUGACUGUGUCGGGUACGAUCUAGUGAAAAAUAGGUUGUCUGAAUCGCAAGCAAAAGCGGAAGAGCAAAAUCAAUCCUUCCCCUUCUGCUUCUGAGUUCGCCUGACAAAACAGCCAACAAUGCACGAAGCCACCACUGAUUUUCGCUCGAAAUGAAGUCUGUGGAAUGAGUGCGAAAAUUCCAUACUGAUGACGCGUCACUACCCAGAUCUGGGUAGUGCCGGCUUCUGAUUUGUUGAAAAUUUGCUUCAUGCUUCAACCUUUAUAGAAUACACCGGUAAAGACUUGUAUUUUUUUCAUUCUUCAGGAACACAAGGUUACAUUUGAUGGUUUCUUGAGUCUGACAGAAAAGGAACUGGACCAGGUACAUACCUAUUAA
Porites evermanni is the source of this 6328-nucleotide messenger RNA. Lineage: Eukaryota; Metazoa; Cnidaria; Anthozoa; Scleractinia; Poritidae. The record is from the annotation of a GenBank genome assembly.